AUGGAUAUCCACCGCUGUCGUUUCCUACCGUACCCUCCCUCCGCCAUCAACGCCAUCGCCUUCUCCCAUCCCCGUGCCCAGAAUGCGGAGCAGGCCAGUAGCGCGCGUCUGGCCAUCGGCAGAGAGAAUGGCGACAUUGAAAUCUGGAACCCUCUGAAUGGCACGUGGUUGCAGGAGAAGACCAUCCAUGGAGGAAGUGACCGAAGCAUCGAUGGCUUGGUUUGGGUCACUGAACCCGAUCGUAACCUAGCGGACGACAAGGUUGCCGCAGGGCGCAUGCGCCUUUUCAGUAUCGGAUCGAGCUCAACAAUUACCGAAUGGGAUCUCCUUGAGGGUGCCCCGAAGCGCCAUGCCACCGGCAACCACGGCGAGAUCUGGUGUCUUGCGGCCCAGCCAAUCUCGUCUGGGAAGUCCAAGUCCGACUCCACUUCCCAGAUUCCUAGGCUCAUCGCGGGCACUAUAAAGGGAGAGCUUAUUAGCUAUACCAUCGAAGACGACACUUUGCGCUUUGACAAAGUCCUCGUCCGAUUCCAGGCCAAGAAGCAUCAGGCACUUAGCCUUGCUUUUGUGAAUGCGCAUACCGCGGUGGUUGGCUGUUCCGACAGCAUUAUUCGAGUAUACGAUAUCAGGAAAGGCAUGCUUGUCAACACCAUGACUCUCGGAUCUGAUCUCGCCGGAGGAGCUAGGGAUAUCAUAGUGUGGUCCGUCAAGUGCCUUCCGGAUGGCGACAUUGUAUCCGCCGAUUCGACUGGUCAGGUCUGUAUCUGGGACAGCAAAACAUAUACUCAGACUCAGCGCCUGCAGAGCCACGAUUCCGAUGCGCUGAGCCUGGCUGUUAGCGCUGACGGAUCUAUCAUCGCGAGCGGAGGAAUGGAUCGGCGAACUAUCUUCUACAAAAAGGUUACUGGAAGUGAUCGUUGGGGCAAAGUGUGGGGCCGCCGAUAUCACGACCACGACGUCAAGGCGAUGGCGGCAUUUGAAAGCGGAAAUAAGAGCGUGAUUGUCUCCGGAGGCCCUGACGCCGCGCCGGUUGUUCUACCUAUGAGAGAGUUUGGUCUCGAAAAUCACCGAAAACUAGCGCAUCUUCCCCAGCAACCGCCACUUUUGAGUGCCACCAAUGCUCGGUUCAUCGUCAGUUGGUGGGGCCAAGAAGUUCACGUUUGGUCUCUGCGACGACCCUUCGGUCCCAUGUACAAGAAAUCGCCUGGGUCGGAUGUGGACGGUAACCAGAAGUUGCUCAAGACCAUCGUUCUUAGCACCGAAUCGAACAUUUCGUCAGCAGUAAUCAGCCCGGAUGGAUCGUUCCUCGCCGUAUCAUCCGCAGCAUCAGGCGUCAAAGCCUUCCACCUCCGUCAUAAGAACCCGACAGUCGCCGCCGAUGUCCAAGUCUCACCCGUAAAGCUUCCCGCCGACUUUGCGCAGGUUGGGCCGGCUAGCCUCUGCCUCUCCCCGGACUCGAAAUGGCUAUGCAUAGUAAGGGAAGGCAGCGAAGUCUUGGCCUCGAGAAUAGAUCGUACAAAUGCAUCACAGAAGUCGUCUCCAGCCUUCUCGGUGUCAAAAUGGCAGCGACUGAAGCGCCUACGGCGGGAUGUCCCGCGGCACAAGCUUCUCGGCGGGCUUGGUUCAUACGACAGGAGUAUUACUCGAACUUGCUUUUCUCCUGAUAGCAAGAUGCUAGCUACUGCUGACCUAGCCGGAUACAUUGACACAUGGGUAUUACGCGGCCCUAAAGUAUCCACGGCGGGCAAGGAAGGAGUGGAUGAUGAUGGAAACUCCUCCUCAUCUUCAUCAUCUGACUCGGACGCAGAGGUGAAUGGUAACGGAGUGAGCAACGACUCUAAAGCCGGAAACACAAGAUGGACACGAAACCCCGCGUCUCGGCAACUCCCCAAGUUGUCGUCGACGCCUGUGGUACUCUCUUUUUCCCCCGAUGUUCCUCGUUCUGCGAUGACGAAUGGAACCUCGGAAGCAAACCCGGAUACGAAGGUGUCUGACGACUAUACUCUCUUGGCGGUCACAGCGCCAUUUGAUGUCCUCGCAUUCCACCCCCUCCAGGGCUCCCUAACGCACUGGACGCGGCGAACGAGAGGUGCACGUCUGCCGCCAGAAAUGCUCGACGUGCGUGACGCCGCAAAGGGAGUAGUGUGGCAAGGCUCACGUGCGUGGAUAUAUGGACCGAGCUUUAUCUUCAUGCUGGACUUACACGUAGAUCCCAAGAUCUCAGCUCUGCAAAGCAAAAAGCGCAAGAGGAUAGAUCCCGAUAGCGGAGCCGGUAACAGAAUGCAGGUUGGCGCCCUCGGCCCUCACAAAGUGUUCAAGCUAGAUGGGGCCUCGAAAGAAGCGCACACGUUCCAAAACGUUGCGCGGAAGGGAGAUGACAUGGAUAUCAGUGAUGACGAAACCAACGAAGGUACGAAUACGCAUAGCGGCGAGCUCAUUGCAUUGAGGAAGAAUGAGGGCGAAGAGGAGGAGAAAAAUGGCAAGAGGAAGUGGUGGACGACGACCAAGUACAGGCCCAUCCUAGGCAUUGUGCCUUUGGGCUACUCGCUAUCUACAGAGGAGCAGGUCGAAGUCGCCCUUGUUGAGCGGCCUCACUGGGCCAUUGACCUACCAGAGCGCUACGUUGGAAACAAGGAACGGACGUACUACUAG
This is a messenger RNA of Scedosporium apiospermum, 2652 nucleotides long. RefSeq lists its product as uncharacterized. The coding region runs from base 1 to 2652 and encodes 883 amino acids. The record is from RefSeq and is a predicted model, not a curated record. Gene Ontology annotation, cellular component: t-UTP complex; small-subunit processome; 90S preribosome. Gene Ontology annotation, biological process: maturation of SSU-rRNA from tricistronic rRNA transcript (SSU-rRNA, 5.8S rRNA, LSU-rRNA). Lineage: Eukaryota; Fungi; Ascomycota; Sordariomycetes; Microascales; Microascaceae. Gene Ontology annotation, molecular function: RNA binding; protein binding. The transcript is spliced from 2 exons.